Colletotrichum lupini is the source of this 1254-nucleotide messenger RNA. RefSeq lists its product as uncharacterized. NCBI's taxonomy places the organism in Eukaryota, Fungi, Ascomycota, Sordariomycetes, Glomerellales, Glomerellaceae. The record is from RefSeq and is a predicted model, not a curated record. The coding region runs from base 1 to 1254 and encodes 417 amino acids. The transcript has a single exon.
AUGCAUCCGCCAUCAUCACUCGUCCUACUUUUCUUUCUACUAGUGCACAUCGGUGCCGGCCAGCCGCAGGAUGACAGCCAGCCAUUCCAGCCACCACCACCCGCAGACACCUCAGAGAAUCACCUGUCAUGGCAAUCUGCCUUUUGGGCCCUCCUCGCCCUUGUCCUCAAUACCGCGACCCAACCGUGCGGGAAGAUCUGCGGGUUCCCCUCGGAAUGGGGCUUUUGCCUCAGGUGGUCGCCCGUUGUCUGCGUCAUAAACUCACUUGAAGCCCUCAGCUGCCUCCGCCUCCACCGUCACGACUCUAAAUGGACUCUGGUUGUCGUACCGCACAAAUACGACACAGAAAUAGAUAUCUCCCAUAGUGACGUGGCCAACUUGCAGCGCAACACUUUGAUCCGUAUUGUCGCCUUCAUCUUGGGCCCUCUAUUACAAGCAACCAAAUUGUACGCUUGCCGGGGCACCUUCUGGGUUCAAUUUCUAGCAUCCAUCUAUCUCGCCAGUUUCCUCUGCGAUGAGUUGUUGCUCGGCCUUGUAUGGAUAGCCGGACCCGCGGAGAGCCGGAACAGGGUCAUCGGGCUGGUCGAAGCCGUUGCGGGGAGUCGAAUCCGUCCUCCGGUCCACUUCCCGCUCCUUAGGCUUGGGAGCGGUGCGGCUAUGGACGAGAACGACCAACUUCGAGACAGCCGCACAAAUUUGAGACAAGCUCUGGCCAUUAUCGCCUCCCACUUGCUGCUAGGAUGGUUUUUGGUCGAAACCAUUACCGGAGCAUACAUGACGCACUUUUAUGCCGUUAUAUUUAGCAUGCUCGGAACGACUUUUCUUGGCAGCAUCGUGUCAGGUAUCUUUUGCGGCUUGCGUUCCUACAGAAAGCAUCUUUCGAUGCCGCAAGUCUUGUUAGACGUCCUGUAUGGCGUUGGAAACGUCAUAUGGCCAACUGGACUUGUGCUUGCCAUAGGAGAAAAGUGCCAGGAGCUGGCAGUGAUACAGGGCAACGGUAUCAUAGACUUCAACGCCCAAGGCUCUGCCAGUCAAUGGGCCUGGAAAAUCGGAAUGGUCCUGUGGACUCUGGAGAUAUCCCGAUGGGCCCGGUUGCACCUCACAACUAGCAAUCGAUACGGGAUCCCAAAGCCCGUGGACGUCAUUCUUCCACUCUGGGCGAGUGCGCAUGUUGUGGUUGCACUGGCCAUGUUUAACUUUGCGUAUGAUCCGAGUCGUACCUACAAACCGGCUUGGACCGAUGUGCUGGGAUGA